Messenger RNA from Haemonchus placei, 330 nucleotides. The record is from the annotation of a GenBank genome assembly. NCBI's taxonomy places the organism in Eukaryota, Metazoa, Nematoda, Chromadorea, Rhabditida, Trichostrongylidae.
AUGCCGUAUGUAACAAUAGGCAUUAGGGCAGCCUUCGUUACAGCACCAAUUUCAUGGUUUAUAAUCACCAUGCUUUUUCCCUUUAUCUCUCUUUUGCAUUGUUUUCUAUCUCCACUAGAAUGGUACAUAUGUUGUGAAUGUGAUGUCUCUUUGUUGGAAUCGGAGAUGAUGGGGGAGGAAAAGGGUGAUCGCGGUAUGAUACGCCUUUUACGAUUGCUCAUUCUGGUAGCAUAUAGUAAUAGUCUGCGAUAUUACCCAUCGACGAAGACCGGAAAUAUUGUCAAUAUUGAUGUGUUCGGGGAGAGUCGUUGUAUUCACACAACCAUGUGA